AUGAACUGCUAUUUGUUGGUAUUUUUGGUGUGUCUACUUCUUGAGGAGAGCGAACAAGCCAUCGGUAUUAUUCCGAUUCGCGCAUCCGCGUCUUCGGGCUACCGGUAUCCCAGGGCAGCAGCUGUUGCAAUAGCUCGGAAGAAGACCUCGCGAAACACGACACGCCGACCAUCGCAGAGCAACAAUAAGCAGAGUGAGGAACGAAGAGUCACUACCACCACUUCGAAAUCGGCAAUGAUAGCAGAAGUUGAA
Molecule: messenger RNA, 252 nt
Organism: Mesorhabditis spiculigera
Lineage: Eukaryota; Metazoa; Nematoda; Chromadorea; Rhabditida; Rhabditidae
Source: the annotation of a GenBank genome assembly